Messenger RNA from Populus euphratica (Euphrates poplar), 2465 nucleotides. Its product is annotated as serine/threonine protein phosphatase 2A 57 kDa regulatory subunit B' theta isoform-like. Gene Ontology annotation, molecular function: protein phosphatase regulator activity. Bases 740 to 2263 code for a protein of 507 amino acids. The transcript has 3 exons. The record is from RefSeq and is a predicted model, not a curated record. Gene Ontology annotation, biological process: signal transduction. Gene Ontology annotation, cellular component: protein phosphatase type 2A complex. Lineage: Eukaryota; Viridiplantae; Streptophyta; Magnoliopsida; Malpighiales; Salicaceae.
GAAUAAAUUAAAAUACGCAGCCCAUCCCAUCUCAUAAGCGAGAAAAAAAAGUGAGAUAAAUUUUCCCAGUCAACAAACAACAUCGAGAACAUCAAGCAGCGAAAUUUUGUGUUCUCCCGUCUCUGCAAGGUUUUGAAGUAUAUAACUUGAUGACGGAAAGUGUUGAGUAUGCUAUAUAGUUUUCUCUUUUUCUAGUGGAGAAAGGAAUACGUACAGAGAAGAAAAGGGUCCUUUUUUUCUCCUCCUACUUUCUUGAAUUCGGUUUAGAAAGUUGAACCUCAUCCUGUUUUUAGAGUUAUUUUUCACUUUUGGGUUUUUGUAAUAGUUGUAAAAAAGUUGUGAUUUUCGGUACUGGGCUUUUGGAGAGAGGAGGGGUUUUCAGAUCUUUGGAGAGGUAAAAAAGUGUUACUAAUAAGGGUUUUUGUAUUGGUUGAUUGAGAUUGGGGAAUUAAAUGAUUUUGUGUGUUUGCUUUUGAUUUUGUGAAUAGGGAGGGGUUUUUCAUCUCUGUUCUUUCCUUGACUUUUUGGAAGUAUAGAUUGGAGAUAGAGUGGCCUUUGGUUGGGUACAACACAACGGUCUUAUUCUAUAGCUUAUCUUGAAGUGGGUUUAUUUGAUACUAGGGAUUGCAGAUUUUGGUUUCGGUUGAUGAAUUCUGAUAUAUUUUGGAUUGGAUAUUUCGGGAAGCAUUGUUGUUGUUCUGUUAGGCUGGGGAGGCAUUUUGUCUUGUAUUUAUAAAUUAUGCUCAAACAAAUACUUAGUAAGCUUCCGCGAAAGUCAUCUAAGUCAACUGCAAAUCGUGACCACAGUGGUAAUCAGGCAGCCAAUCCAAAUGCUUCUAGUGGCUCAAGAAGUAGUGUUGGCAAGUCCGCCAAUUCAAGCAUCUCAUCCAUAGCAGUAAAUAGUUCUGUCCCAGAUGUAGCAAUUCAUCAUGGAGUGAAUUCGAAGUUGAAUGGAACUCUAGGGUUUUCUCAGUAUGAAGGACUGCCUGGAUUCAAGGAUGUUCCAAACUCUGAGAAGCAGAGUUUGUUUAUUAAAAAGUUGAACAUGUGUUGUUUCUUAUUUGACUUUACUGAUCCUACGAAGAACCUCAAGGAAAAGGAGACAAAGCGACAGACGUUACUGGAGUUGGUGGAUUAUGUAACUUCCAUUAGUGGUAAAUUCUCUGAAACUGCUAUGCAAGAGGUUAUGCAAAUGGUGUCUGCGAACUUGUUUCGGACAUUCACCCCUCAACCACGUGAGAACAAAGUUAUAGAUGGUGUUGAUUUGGAGGAGGAUGAGCCUUCAAUGGAUUCAGCAUGGCCGCACUUGCAAAUUGUGUAUGAACUUUUCUUAAGGUUUGUAUCUUCUACCGAGACAGAUGCAAAAUUGGCAAAAAGAUAUAUCGAUCAACCCUUUGUUCGUAGGUUGCUGGACUUAUUUGACUCUGAAGAUCCCAGAGAAAGGGAAUACUUGAAAACAAUUCUUCACCGCAUCUAUGGAAAAUUCAUGGUGCAUCGUCCAUUCAUCAGGAAAUCUAUCAAUAACAUUUUCUAUCAGUUUAUUUUUGAGACUGAGAAGUACAAUGGUAUUGCUGAGCUUUUAGAAAUUCUGGGCAGUAUCAUUAAUGGGUUUGCUCUGCCAUUGAAAGAAGAACAUAAAAUGUUUCUUGUUCGUGCUAUGAUUCCUCUGCACAAGCCAAGAUGCUUAGCGAUGUAUCACCAACAAUUAUCUUACUGCAUUACACAGUUUGUGGAGAAAGACUGCAAGCUUGCUGAUACUGUAAUACAGGGAUUGUUGAAGUACUGGCCUGUCACUAAUAGUUCAAAGGAAGUCAUGUUCCUAAAUGAGCUGGAGGAGGUUUUAGAAGCAACCCAGCCAUCGGAAUUCCAGCGCUGUAUAGUGCCCCUGUUUCAGCAACUUGCUCGGUGUUUGAACAGUUCACACUUUCAGGUGGCAGAGAGAGCAUUGUUCCUGUGGAACAAUGAUCCCAUUGAGAACUUGAUCAUACAAAACCGCAAGGUUAUCCUACCCAUAAUCUUUCCUGCUCUGGAGAAAAAUGCUAGAAACCACUGGAAUCAAGCUGUCCGUAGCUUGACAUUAAAUGUACGCAAGAUCUUCGAAGAUCUUGAUCAUGAACUGUUCAAUGAAUGCCUACUAAAGUUUCAGGAAGAUGAAAAGAAGGAAGUUGAAAUUAAAGCAAGAAGUGAAGCUGCAUGGAAACGGUUAGAAGAGAUUGCUGCUCAGAAAACUGCAAGUGAUGACACGGUGGUUGUUCCUUGCUAAACAGUCACUUGCACCGCUUCAGGUUUGCUGUUUGCUGAAGCUUAGAUGUUUGUUGGUAUCAACAUGGACUGAAAUUUUUGUUGAGAUGGAUUCAUUAUAUUGAUAAUGCUUCUCUUAGGUGUUUGAUAUGGUUUAAAAUUCCUUUACCGCAUAAUAAACAUUUUGUAUAUUGAUCCUUCCAUUCUUACCAAGUUUUACUCUU